Molecule: messenger RNA, 2091 nt
Organism: Protopterus annectens (West African lungfish)
Lineage: Eukaryota; Metazoa; Chordata; Ceratodontiformes; Protopteridae
Product: gamma-aminobutyric acid receptor subunit rho-2-like
Exons: 9
Coding region: 35-1528 (497 amino acids)
Biological process (GO): signal transduction; regulation of membrane potential; chemical synaptic transmission
Cellular component (GO): membrane; synapse; GABA-A receptor complex
Molecular function (GO): neurotransmitter receptor activity; extracellular ligand-gated monoatomic ion channel activity; GABA-A receptor activity
Source: RefSeq, a predicted model, not a curated record
AUAGGUGCAGAUUUUCAGAGAAACUACUGAUUCAAUGUUCAGACAAGAAAGGAUUUACACUGCAGGGGGUUACCACAGUACCAUCUGGUUUCUCACACAGUCCUGCAGGAUGGCAUAUUUUCCUCAGCUUCUCUUGUUUGUUUUAUGUUUAGCACUUGUUGCAGAAAGUAAGAAGCACAGAAGGAGAAGAUGGACAGGACACCAGGAUAGUUACAGGCAAGGAAGUUAUGUAUUCAAGAAGAACCAUGAUAUAACUAAAAUACGACGGGUAAAAACAGAGCAGCUAAUCAGAGUGGAUGACCAUGAUUUCACCAUGAGGCCUGCUUUUGGAGGUCCAGCUAUUCCAGUUGGUGUGGAUGUACAAGUUGAAAGUCUGGACAGUAUUUCUGAGGUGGACAUGGAUUUUACCAUGACACUUUACUUAAGGCAUUAUUGGAAGGAUGAACGCCUCUCAUUUCGAAGCAGCACUAACAAAAGCAUGACCUUUGAUGGCAGACUUGUGAAAAAGAUUUGGGUUCCAGAUGUCUUUUUUGUUCAUUCCAAAAGGUCAUUCAUCCAUGAUACCACAACAGAGAAUAUAAUGUUACGGGUUCUUCCAGAUGGUCAAGUGCUUUACAGCAUGAGGGUUACAGUGACUGCAAUGUGUAACAUGGACCUGAGUCGAUUCCCACUGGAUACACAGACUUGCUCACUUGAGUUAGAAAGCUAUGCCUACACAGAUGAAGACCUCAUGCUCUACUGGAAGAAUGGCAAUGAGUCCUUAAAGACAGAUGAGAAGAUCUCCUUAUCACAGUUUCUAAUACAGAAGUUUCAUACAACUUCCAGACUAGCUUUCUACAGUAGCACGGGUUGGUACAACCGUUUAUACAUAAACUUCACUCUGCGAAGGCACAUCUUCUUCUUCCUCCUUCAGACCUAUUUUCCUGCCACUCUGAUGGUCAUGCUGUCCUGGGUCUCCUUCUGGAUUGACCGAAGAGCUGUGCCUGCAAGGGUAUCACUUGGUAUAACGACUGUCCUAACAAUGUCCACCAUCAUCACGGGGGUCAAUGCCUCAAUGCCAAGAGUGUCUUACAUCAAAGCUGUGGAUAUCUACCUGUGGGUCAGUUUUGUGUUUGUUUUUCUUUCUGUUCUGGAAUACGCUGCUGUCAACUACCUGACCACUGUGCAAGAGAGAAAAGAAGUGAAGUUCAGAGAAAAGCUUCCGUGUACAUGUGGAAUGCCUCAUGCAAAAACAAUGAUGCUGGACAGUUGUUACAACAACAGUGAAUCAGAUGCUACCAGUCUAGCAGGGUUCUCUAAAUCACAAAUAGUGAAUGAAGACACAGACAGGGCAGACAAAAUGGUGGUCCACCUGGCAAUUAGAAGUGAGUCCAACGCCUCCAAAAAGAGAGGACUGAAGCGACUUCGCAUCAUGCAGAACACGCAUGCUAUCGACAAAUAUUCCCGGCGGAUAUUUCCAGCAUGCUUUAUACUAUUUAACUUAAUAUAUUGGUCUGUUUACUGCUAUGCACCACAGAGAAGAAACUGACAGCACUGGUAUUACAUCUUCUCAAACCAGCAGUGGCAAUGCAAAGAAAACUGUUACAACUACAAGCACAAGUAUAUGACAGUAAGGAGGUUGUAAGAAUUAUAAAAAUGAUGAGAUUAGAACUUAGUACUGUGGAUGUGAGGGUCUUUAAUGCUUAGUGAUGCCAUGGUAUGAACUGCUCUUUUAUUCCAUACAGUGUCCGCCCACAGUAUUACCAUUCUUGUCAUCUUUGAUAAUGCAGUCGAUCAAAGGUCAGUAGCAGUGGCCACUUGUGCUGUUACCGCUCACUCUGUACAACAGUCAGUCCAUCAUUUUAAUUCAGGAGUUCAGCUGAGCUGUAGAAUGUUUAUAAAACCUUUAGAAAAAACUGAGGUAUCAAAACUGUGGAGCUGUACAUUUUAUUAAUGCAAUAUUGAGAACCUCUGAAGAGCUCAUUGGUUUAAGACAGAAUCAUAUUUCUCAGCAUUAAAUUUUCUAUGCACAUAUCAUGCAGGGGCAGUUCUUUGACAAAACAUUGAUUAAAUUUGAAAAUAUAACCUUGAGAAUGAAAAUACAGGUUUUCU